Messenger RNA from Myripristis murdjan (pinecone soldierfish), 3276 nucleotides. Its product is annotated as calcium-binding mitochondrial carrier protein Aralar1-like. The transcript is spliced from 18 exons. Gene Ontology annotation, molecular function: calcium ion binding; L-glutamate transmembrane transporter activity; L-aspartate transmembrane transporter activity. Gene Ontology annotation, biological process: aspartate transmembrane transport; L-glutamate transmembrane transport; malate-aspartate shuttle. NCBI's taxonomy places the organism in Eukaryota, Metazoa, Chordata, Actinopteri, Holocentriformes, Holocentridae. The record is from RefSeq and is a predicted model, not a curated record. The coding region runs from base 478 to 2424 and encodes 648 amino acids.
UCAGCAUCGCUCUCCUAACGAUUUUCAAAUCUCUCAUUUCACAUGUCUGCAUGUUUUUUGUCCGUUUACUUGUGUCUGAAGUGUGAAAGCUAGAGUUUCUGGGCCGGUCCGAGUAGGAUUUCUGCGGAUGCGGUGCGCUCAGAGGCUGUAGCAUCACUGGGCUAGCUAACGCCCGGCUGGCUGGCUGGCUGGCUGGCCUUGAUGAAACAUCCACAACCUCGAAGUUAGCGAGAUAAUGCUAACCAGCUGUCAAAGUGUUCAGACUCACUAGAUAAAACGACUAACGCUAGCUGAAAUCGUGUCGUUUUACACCUGACGACUCUCUGUUAACUCGGUCUUGUCUUCUCGCCUCUUUGCUGAUUUAAAACUUACCGUGUCAUUGCAACGGUGCAAUCUACCAAACGUGGAGACCCAACUGAGCUGAAGGCAAUCUUCCAGAGGUAUGCCAGCGUAGUGGACAAGGAUGGAGAGAAAUUUAUGACCCCAGGAGACUUUGUCCAGAAGUACCUAGGACUACACACACAGAUCCAUCACAACCCCAAAACUGUGCAGCUCAUUGCUGGCGUGGCUGACACCACAAAGGACGGACUGAUAUCAUUCCAGGAGUUCCUAGCAUUUGAAUCAGUGCUCUGUGUACCGGACGCCCUCUUCAUUGUAGCCUUCCAACUCUUUGACAAGACUGGAACUGGAGAUAUUUCCUUCGAGAAUGUGCGUGACAUCUUCAGCCAGACCACAGUCCACCACCAUAUUCCCUUCAACUGGGACUGCGAAUUCAUCCGCUUGCACUUUGGGCACGACCGCAAGAAACGCCUCAGCUACCUCGAGUUUACCCAGUUCUUACAGGAGCUGCAGUUGGAGCAUGCACGCCAGGCGUUCGCCCAAAAGGAUAAGAGUAAGAGCGGUGUCAUCUCCGCCAUGGAUUUCAGUGACAUUAUGGCCACCAUCCGGCACCACAUGCUCACACCCUUUGUUGAAGAGAACCUGGUCUCGGCCGCAGGUGGCAGCACCUCUCACAUGGUCAGCUUCUCUUACUUCAACGCCUUCAACUCCCUCCUCAACAACAUGGAGCUGAUCCGCAAGAUCUACAGCACACUGGCUGGCUCCCGCAAGGACACCCUGGUGACCAAAGAGGAGUUUGUUCAUGCUGCCAACAAGUUUGGUCAGAUCACUCCCAUGGAGAUUGACAUCCUGUACCAGUUAUCAGGCCUGCACUCCCCCUCUGGGCGCCUCAACCUUGCUGACAUUGAGAGGAUAGCCCCGUUAGAGGAAGGAUCUCUGCCAUACCACCUGGCUGAAACACAGAAACAGCAUGGUGACGGCUCCAGGCCUGUGUGGCUCCAAGCUGCAGAGUCCGCCUACAGGUUCACCUUGGGCUCCAUUGCUGGAGCCACCGGAGCCACAGCGGUGUACCCCAUAGACUUGGUGAAGACUCGUAUGCAGAACCAGAGGUCCACGGGAUCCUUCGUUGGCGAGUUGAUGUACAAGAACAGCUUUGACUGUGCUAAGAAGGUGCUGCGCUAUGAGGGCUUCUUUGGCUUCUACAGAGGUUUGGUUCCCCAGCUUAUAGGUGUGGCACCAGAGAAGGCUAUCAAACUCACGGUUAAUGACUUUGUAAGAGACAAAUUCACCAGUAAAGACAACACCAUCCCUUUAUUCGCCGAAAUUAUGGCUGGAGGCUGUGCUGGGGGCUCCCAGGUGAUCUUUACCAACCCCCUGGAGAUUGUCAAGAUCCGCCUGCAGGUGGCAGGUGAGAUCACAACUGGACCAAGGGUCAGCGCGCUCAGUGUGGUCCGAGACCUGGGCUUCUUUGGCCUCUACAAGGGUGCUAAAGCCUGUUUCCUGAGAGACAUCCCCUUCUCAGCCAUCUAUUUCCCAGUGUAUGCCCACACCAAGGCUGAGCUGGCGGAUGAGCAAGGCAGGCUGGGAGCCCUGCAGCUUCUCUUUGCUGGAGCAGUGGCAGGUGUCCCUGCAGCCUCCCUGGUGACACCAGCUGAUGUUAUCAAGACUCGUCUGCAGGUGGCAGCGAGGGCAGGACAGACCACCUACUCUGGAGUCAUCGAUUGCUUCAGGAAGAUAUUGAAAGAGGAGGGAUUCAGGGCUCUGUGGAAGGGAGCUGGAGCCCGUGUGUUUCGGUCCUCUCCCCAGUUCGGUGUGACUCUGGUCACUUAUGAGCUCCUGCAGCGGUGGUUCUAUGUUGACUUUGGAGGACAUCGUCCAGCAGGGUCUGAGCCUACGCCCAAGUCGCGCAUCUCAGAGCUUCCUCCCAUCAACGCUGAUCACGUUGGAGGCUACCGUUUGGCUGCAGCUACCUUUGCUGGAGUGGAGAACAAAUUCGGCCUUCAUCUGCCCAAAUUCAAGUCCGCUGGCGUGGUUUCCAUUCAUCACCCAGAGCCACCUGCAGCCACGCCAGCCCCGGCCCCCUAGGGCUCUGAAUCUCCAUAUCACUGCCAUCCCUCUCCUCCUUUACCAGGAGCCAGACACUUAGAUAGAUAUGUGUACAUUACCAUAAUGAAAAUGUGCGGCAUACACAUACUGUUAACACCAGUAUUUUUUUUACACACUCCACAUCUAGGGGCAGUUAACAUAGGGACAAACACACACACAGUUGCCCAGUACUCUUCCCGGGGUGAGGGUCAACUCCAGAGGUCCUUAUCCAGUCCUGGUGGCAGAGCGCUGGCUGCAGGCUCGGACAUGGAGGAGCAGACAGUGACCGGACUAUGCUGUAUCUUCAGUGGCUGCAUGCUCCUACCCUCUCCAUUCUCUGUGUUCCUCUCCAGCAUUUGUAUAAAAACGGAGCACAGGAUACUCCUCUUUCUCUCCCAUGUGUAGCUGAUGAUUUUUGUUCUGUUUUCUGUCUGACGCUCAGUGUGAGUAGGACUUCUCUGAUUGGACAGUGAGCAUAGGAAAUACUAGAUUGGGAAGCAUGGUGUAGGGGCUUUACUCUGUUUGUCCUUGCCCAGGAAGCUACUGUACAUACUGUAAAUCUGUACAGAGACGCUGCACUGGGAAGCAGUUACCAAAUUGUUGCAAGACAGUGCUAUUACCAUUCAAUCAGCGUUGAUACAGUAACACUGGACCGUUAGGGUUAUGUGGGAUGCUUGGCCUUGUUCUCUGAGAAUCACUCUUACUGAUGUACAGAACUUUUCAAUCAUGUGUUUUCUUGAUAAACAAGAAUCAUGACCAGAGAAUUAGUUAUUAAUAAAUUAAAUUGUAUUUCAAUUCAUCCAUUGUAUUGUAUUUUAUUGAAAUAAAUCAUCCAUAUGGUUUUAAUUUUAA